Plasmodium reichenowi is the source of this 6072-nucleotide messenger RNA. Its product is annotated as transcription factor with AP2 domain(s), putative. Bases 1 to 6072 code for a protein of 2023 amino acids. Lineage: Eukaryota; Apicomplexa; Aconoidasida; Haemosporida; Plasmodiidae. The transcript has a single exon. The record is from RefSeq and is a predicted model, not a curated record.
AUGAACCAUCAUGAAGAUAUAUCUUUUGAGAAGGUACAUAAUAUUAAUAAAAUUGAAAAAGUCGAUAUGAUAAAUAAAAAUGUAAAUUCAAAAAAUAAUAAUUAUCAUAAUAAUGAUGAUGAUGAUGAUGAUAAUAAUAAUAAUAUAAACAAUGAUGUAAUAUUUACUAAUUUUUGUACAAAUUCUGAGAAUUCUUUAGCCAAGAAAAUUUUAGAUUCAGAUGAUACACCCUCUGUAAUUCAUGAUUGUAUUAAUGAUAAUAAUAUUAAUUAUCAUAAGAAUUAUCAUGAUGAUAAUAAUGUGAAUAAUAUAUGUGUGAAUAUACAAAAGGAAUAUUUAAACAAUAACAUAACUUAUCUUACAAAUUAUCAUCAAAAUAAUCAUCUUACGGAAAAAACAAAAAAAAAAAAAAAAAAUUAUCCAUGUAAUAAUUAUAAAGAUAAACAUACACAUUACCAAUAUAAUAUAUCGCACAACAAAGACAUCUCGAAAAGCAAGGAACUUAUCGAUGAAUCCAAUUUUAUAAAAAAGCUAUCUUUUCUAUCCAAUACAUAUGAUAAUAAAAAUUACCCAUGUGACCAAACGGAUACUAUUAAUAUUAUAUUUAUGCACAAAUAUAUAUACUUAAAAAAUUUAAAAAAAAGAAAUUAUUUCAAAAAAGUAAUUAUGGAAAAAUCUAAAAAUCAUCAACAAAGGACAAGCAAUAAAAAAUAUACCAAUAAAAUUCAUACUAAUCUUAAUAAUACAAAACAAUUUAUUGAAAAAUAUACAAAUGACGACAAUUAUUAUAAUGUACUUAAUAAACACUUGCAGAAUAUAUAUAAUACAAUCGAAAAUAAUAAAUUGAAUAACUAUACAAAUAAAAUAAAUAAUCAUACGUAUAAUAUUAACAAAAAAAAUAUUAUAUUAUAUAAAAAACAAAAGAAAUAUAAUAUAUAUUAUAAUAAAUAUAUAAAAAGUAUAAAUAAGGAUCAUUUUAAAAAAUAUUUCUUCUUAUUAUUAUACAGAUAUCAUUUCUCACCACAUACAUAUCCAAACUAUGUUUUUCCUGACAUCAAAAUGGUAAAUACAAAUUUGUCUUUACAUAAAAUGUUUUAUUUUUAUAAGAAUUAUAUAGUUUAUAUGGAUCCCUAUUAUUCUACAUAUAUUAACAUUCAUAAUAAUAAUAAUAAUAACAAGAAGAAGAAGAAGAAUAUUAAUUGUAUGAAAUUAAAAAAUACUACACAAUUUAAUACUUUAAAAAACAAAUUGUCUACAUAUAAUUAUACAAAUAACAAGGAACAACAUAACAAUUUGAAUAAUACUUUUGAUUAUAAUGGACAUGCUGAAUUAAAUUAUGAUGAUGCUCUGACACAAAUACAUAAUAUAAGAGAUGAUAAUAUUACAAAUGUUAAGAAAUGUACAAAUGAAUAUUAUAAUUAUAGUGAUAAUAAAAAGGAUAAUUCUUCUUGUAAUCAUAAUAUUAUCACUUAUCCUAGUACAUCUUCCCAAAAUACAAAACAUGUAACAUUUUGCUUUAUUUCUGAUGACCAAUCAACCAAAAAAAAAAAAAAAAAAAAAAUUAAAAAAAAAAUUCUGAACGGCAAGGUAGAAUUGUCCGCCGAACCAAUAUUUGACAAAAAAUUAGAGAAUAAUAAAAACGUUAAUGACAAAAAUAAAGACCAAGGGAAAAGUCAAAUAUUAUUUCAAAAUAGAGAUGAACAAAUGGAAUAUAAUAAUAUAUACAGAAUAAAUAAAAAUAAUAUGAUAAAUGAACUAAAAACGAAAAAUAUUAAAAAAUUAAUGAAAAAGAAAAAUUAUGAACACAAUAAUGAUAAUAAUAAUAAUAAUAAUAAUAGCCAAACUAGCCAUUCAAAUGACAUAUCAAAUAAUUUAACAAGUCAUAAUAUUUCCAUUUCCGAAAUAUAUAAAAAUAGCUGUUUGAGAAAUUUGAACAAAAUAAGGGAAGUUACCGAAGAAAAGAACAUGCCAAAAUAUGAGAAGAAUGAUGAAUAUCAGAUAUUGCAUGAUGAAAUAUUGUCAAGUAGCCAAUUAGAUAAAUGUGUACAAAAAGGAAGAAAAAAAAAAUUAGGCAACAUAAAUGAUGAAAAGACUUCUAAUAUUUCUCAUAUUAAAAAAAAUAAAGACAAUGAUAAUAUUAGUAUUGAUAAGAUAAAAGAAAAUAACUAUUUUAAUAAUUCCCCUUUGGACGGUUAUCAUGAUAACAAUAUAAAGAUCAGUAAUAAUUUUGAUGGGGAUGAAGAUGCCAUAAGGGAGGUGCAGAAAUAUAUAGAUUAUAUAAUUGAAAAUGAGGAUGUGGAUAUAUCUAAGAUUAAUAUCACAUUAAAUAAAACGUACGUUAAAAUAAAUUUCUUUUUAAAGAAAUAUAUAUUACAAUAUGAAGAGUUUAAAAAUAGUAAUAUAUUAUUUUGCUUUGGAGAAUCAAGUGAAGAAGAGGUGUUAUCAGAACGAUGUACAUUUAGAGAAAACAUAAGUAAUAAAAUAGGGAAUACAAAUGAUGCAUGCGGUAAGACAAAAAAUGAUGAUUUAAUAAAUAAGAAGAAACCUAAACAACCAAAAACUAGGAAAAUUAAUUAUGAUGCUAUAGAUACUAUGUGGCAACCUCACUUUCAUCCACAUAAUCAAGAAUUUAGAGUACGAUAUAGAUAUAAAGGUAGUAUGAGAUUAAAAACAAUAUCUUGUAAACAUUUCGGAUAUUCCAAUAGUAAAAAGAUAUCAAUUUUAUUUUUGUUACGAUGGAUUUUAUGUGGUAAACAAAUAGCUGAAAAGACUAAGAGGUCACGACUUAGUAUAUGCGACAUAGACGAAGGUAGAUUACAGGAACUCUUAACAUCUAAGAAACAAAAAAAAUUAUCUUUAGAUAUUCCAGAUGAUAAGAAGGAAGUUGAAAAAAUUAUGUUAGAUAAAAAAAAGUCAGUAAAAGAAAAAAGACGAAAAAAAGCCAUGUCAUUAGAUGAAGAAAAGGUAAAAAAAUGGUUUAGUAAAAAUAUGAAGAAUGAUGAAUUUUAUGAACGCCUUUAUAAAAUUAACAAUUUUGUUUUAAAUAAUUGUAAGGAUGAUAAAGUAUUAAACAAGAUAAACAAUAUAAUUCAUAAUCAUGAAAUUGAAAUGAAAAAUUGUGAAAAGAACGUUGGUAUGAAUAGGGUGCAUAGCGAUGAUAUUAAAUAUAGUGAUGAUAUUAAAUAUAGUGAUGAUAUUAAAUAUAGUGAUGAUAUUAAAUAUAGUGAUGAUAAUAAAUAUAGUGAUGAUAACAAAUAUAAUGAUGAUAAUAAAUAUAGUGAUGAUAUUAAAUAUAGUGAUGACAAUAAAUAUAAUGAUGUUAAUAAAUACAAUGAUGUUAAUAAAUACAAUGGUGAUAAUAAAUACAAUGAUGACAAUAAAUACAAUGAUGACAAUAAAUACAAUGAUGACAAUAAAUACAAUGGUGAUAAUAAAUACAAUGGUGAUAAUAAAUACAAUCAUGAUAAUCAUUACAUUUAUAACCAUUAUGAUAAUAUUAAACCAACCAACAAGAGAGGAAGAAAGAAAAAAAGGAAAUCUAAUGAAGAGGAAGAAGAAAAAAAAAUAAAUAAUAUGGAUCUUCCAUGUUGUGACAAGGAGAAUUAUAUUAUAAAUAAGAAAUUAAAAAGAAAUCCUAAAAAAAAUAAUGAUACGAAUGAUAGUAAUAAUAAUAUGUCAACAGAAGAGUGUAUUCCAUUUUGUAUUGGUAAGCAAAAAGAGAUGUUUCUAAAAUUCUUUAAAACUAAUAUGAUUAAUGGAAAUAUUAUACAAAAUAAAUACAAAAGUAAAGAUAAGAGUAAUAAUAUUAAGGUAAUUGAGGAUAUGAAUAAUAUAAAAUUAGAUGAAAAAAUGUACAAUGUUGCUAAAGAUAUAUGUUUGAAUAACAAAAUGGAUGUAAAAAAUAAAGAAUAUUUAAUAUUAUAUGAUGAAAAUAACAUAGAAAGGAAUAAUAUUAAUAAUAAUAAUAAUAAUGAUGAUGAUAAUAAUGAUGAUUAUGAUGAUGAUGAUAAUAAUGAUGAUUAUGAUGAUGAUAAUAUAGUUUAUGGGACCAAUAAACAUAUUAAUAAUAAAAAACGUGUGAAAAAAAAGAAUAAUAAGAUGGUCGCAACUUGCGAUUUAUUAAAUAUUUUGUGCACAAAAAAUAAUGUAAAUGAUUUAUUCAUGAUAAACUCAGAAAACCUACGUAAUAAAGAAAAUCUGAAGGCAGCAAAUAACUCUCUUACAGAAUUAAAAAAGUCUAUAUAUAUAAAAAAUAAAAAUAAUAAUAUGAAUAAAAUAAGAUAUUCCAAUAUUAAUGAUAAUUUUAUUGAAUUAUUAAACAACGAAAAUAUUAUGAACAAUAUGAAAAUAAAUAAGGAUAAGGAGGAAAAGAAAAUGGAAGAUGAUAACAUGGUGUAUGAUCCAACUAAGACUUUAAUAAAAACAAAGAAAAAAGAAGAAAUGGAAGAUGAUUCUAUGUUAUAUGCUGUAUAUAAUAGACUUCUUGAUUUAAAUAAUAAGGAAUUAGAAAAUGAUAAAAAUAUUAAUAUUCCAAAUUUAUCUACUAAUUAUGAUAAGGGUUCAUAUUUAUUAACUCAAUCAUCUGAAGAAUUAAAUAAAAAUCUGAACCCUAAAAAUAGUUGUAAAAAAAUAAGUAACGUAUCUACAUGUCCAAGUUUGGGAAGGAAUCAUUUAUUAUGUAGGGACGAAAAUAUAAGCAGCGAUAAUAAUAAUAAUAAUAUGUGUAGUAGAUCCUUUUCGCAUGUUUACAAACAAAAGAACUAUGACAUUAGAAAUAAUGACGAUAUUGUUAAUAAUAAUAAUAUAAUUAGUGUUUUAUGUAAUAAUGAAAAAAAAGGAAUGGUUAAAGAUAACAACAUUUCUUAUAUAUUAAAAAAUAAAAAGAACCCAAAUAUGUUCAAUAUGUUAUUAAAAAAAAAAAGUAACAAUAAUUUAUUGGACGUAAAAUCAGAUUGUUAUGAUUAUAUGAAAGAAAUAGAAAUUGCUAAUAAUAAACAUUUAGAAAAGGCAUAUGUCGAAUUAUUGUUUAGAGAAUAUAUGAAGAUAAAUAAUAAGGACCUUAGUAGAAUUGAUUCAUCAGGAGAUUCUGUUAAAAAAUCGUCAUCCAAUAGUAUGGAUAGUAGUUGCAAUCCUAAUAUGAAACAUAGGAAGAACAAAAUGGUGGACAAUAAUAUAAAUGAUAUAUGUAAUAAGUACAAUAAUAAGAAGAAUAAUUAUAAUAAUAAUAAUAAUAAUAAUAAUAAUAAUAAUAAUGCACAUGUUGAUAUGUGCGAAAAUAAUUAUAUAGAUACUCAUAAUAGUUAUAAUAAUAAUUAUAGUAACAAAAUAAAUUCCCUUUUGAAUGAUAUAAAUUCUUACAAAAGAAUACUUGAGAAAUAUGAAAGUACUCAUGACAUGAAUAAUAAUAAAGAAAAAAUGAUUUAUCAAGCUGUCAAAGAAUUAAUCAAUUCAAAAGAUGUUUUACACAAGGAAGAAAAAAAACGAAAACCAAAAACGGAUAAUAAAGAAAAUGAUUUAAUAAAUAUAUUAAACAUAAGAAAGUGUAAUGAUAUACAUGAACAUGAUAAUGUUAAUAAUCAUGAUUAUAAUAUAAUUACGUCAACAAGUAAGAAUGUACAAAUGAAUAAUUUAUAUCAAGAAAAAAAAUAUAUAAAGGAAUCUGAGAAGAUACAGAAAAAAUAUUUAUCCCAUGUAAAGUAUGAUAAGAAAAAUUUCGAUUUAAUCAAAAAUUUUAUUGUUGCUAUAAAGAAUAAUACCUUACAACAAAAACAAGAAGAACAAUAUAAAAGUCAUGAGGAAAAGGAAAAAUAUAUACACAACCAUACAUUAUAUGAAGAUAAAAUAAUAUCAAGUUUAUUAAAAAAUCCACAAAUUCUAAAUCAUAAGAAUAAUAUGAAUUUUAAAAAUUACAAUCAUUCGGAUUAUAAUCAUUCUUCUGAUAUAACAAACGAAAAAAAAAAAAAUAUAGGUGUAUUUGACGAAAAUGACGAUGAAAUAUUUACAUAUUAUAUGUCUUUAAAAAAUAAUUUACCUAAUAUAAAAAAUAUAAAGAAUAUUAAAAAUAUGUUUUGA